Fonsecaea erecta is the source of this 561-nucleotide messenger RNA. RefSeq lists its product as hypothetical. The coding region runs from base 1 to 561 and encodes 186 amino acids. The record is from RefSeq and is a predicted model, not a curated record. Lineage: Eukaryota; Fungi; Ascomycota; Eurotiomycetes; Chaetothyriales; Herpotrichiellaceae. The transcript is spliced from 2 exons.
AUGGCCAAAGUCAAGACUUCCAACGGCCUCCAAGCGGGGGGCCAGGACAGAAAGACUGGAGAAGUUGCGAGAAAGCCACUGUUCCUCGAACUGCCAACCGAGAUCCGCCUCCAGAUCUUUGAGCAGUUUCUCCCCGUCCCGCUGCCAGCAGCCAAGGGAGCCGGCAAGCGGGAGAGGGACCGUGUCAUCGGCGCGGUUUUCACUCCAGAUGAUAUGCCGCAACAUCAGCCGGGGAUGGUCACCUCUCUUUUGGUCCUCUUCGUCGUCGAGGGUCUCUCGAAGUACCGGGCCAUCAGUGCUCCGGGGGUCUGGAAGCAGUUCCGCUGCAAUCUGGAGGGGUUUAAGCGGACGUUUUGCCUGGGUUCUUCAUGCGACAGACUGGCACAUGUUCGUGGGCUUGUCUGCGACUUGCCGGCGUGCCUGACGUCUUUGCGCGACUGUUCUCCGCUUCCGUGUCUCCUCGCCGUGCUCCGCGCAUAUGCAGGCGACCCGCAGAGUCUGGCUGGAAGAAGCGAUCUUCGCCUAGUCAGGUCUCCAUACGGUCAAUGCCAGAUACCCUGA